ACAAGACACAGGAAAUAGUUAAUUUAAGAGCAGUUGUAGAAUUCGGCAAAAUAUGGAACAGUUCAGUGCAAGUACAGGAUCAUGCAAGUACUAGCGCAAUUGGGAGCUGUAUAGUCCAUUAUAGUCGAGAGUUUAUUUGUUCGAUCCUGUUUGUUUGCAGCCUCCAAACCCUCGGUCUGUCACUGAUAUGGUGUGAGACUCGGUCUCUUCCUUCCUAGCCUUGCAGGGCAGACAGAUAGCGGAGCAGUGACGUCACCGAAUGCUUUGGUCUCCCAGCCACUCAGUGAAGUUGGAGCAGCGCUGCGGAGAUCAGAAAGGAACCAGCUAUCAUAGCAGUGCAGCAGGCAGCGCCGGGCAGAGCAGGAGACGCAGAAACCAGAACGAUUAAAAACAACAACAACAACAACAAAAAAACAAACAAACUUUGGGAGGAGGAAAUAAAACAAUGCGCAGCGAUUACCAACAGCUCUAAAAAAUCUAUAUUUUUAAAAAAAUAUAUAAUGUCGCUGUUAAACGUAGACGAUGAUCAUAGAUGGAUGCCGACCCACGUCCAGGUGACAGUUCUUCGGGCUUCGGGCUUGAGGGCGAAAGGUAAACAUGGGACCAGCGAUGUAUACACUAUCAUCCAGGUGGGGAAAGAUAAAUUCUCCACCUCUGUGUUGGAGAAGACCACGUCUCCCGAAUGGAAAGAGGAAUGCUCCUUUGAGCUACUCCCCGGGGUCCUUGAGGCAGACAGUAAGUCCGCUUAUCCCCCGGGGAGCAGUGAUCUGGUCCUAACCGUCAUGCAUAGAGCGUUGAUCGGACUGGAUAACUUUUUGGGGCAAGCUGUUAUCCCGCUGGAUAAAAUCUUUCAGGAGAAGAGGUCGCGGAAGAACGAGUGGUACACGCUGCACUCCAAGUCUGGAAAGAAAGAGAAAGAGCGAGGUGAGAUCCAGGUGACCGUGCAGUUCACCCGAAACAACCUGACGGCGAGCAUGUUUGAUCUGUCCAUGAAGGACAAGCCCCGCUCCACAUUCAGCAAACUCAAGGACAAGAUGAAGGGGAAGAGAGGCGAGGGGGAGUCUGCCUCUGCCAUCGUGCCCAGCAGGAUUGGAGCGCUGAGCGAGAGGGGGGUCCGCAGUGCCAGUGAGGGGGGUGGGGAACAGGAAAACGAGGAGCACGAGGAAGGGAAGAGGAGCAAAGUGAGGGGCUUCUUCAAGAAGCCGAAGCUGCGCAAGUCGUCGGACAGCCGCUCCAACACUUCUCUGGCCUCGGGGAGCAGCGUGUCAUCCUCACCGGGGGGCAGUCUAAGCCCCACUGCAGGGAUCAGCGUGGUUGUGUCUGACCUCUCCAACUCCCCUAGCGUCAGCAGCAACCUGACGGACAGCCCCGUUCACACCAGCCAACCUUCCCCAAAGCUGCUGACCCACAAGAGGGCAUUCAGUGAUGAGGCAAGCCAGGUCAUCGCUAUGCCCCAGCACAGAGAGGUGGAGAAACUGAAGGCCAAGGACAACCCGCUCUCCCAGUCCUCCCUGUGCAUCAAUGGCAGCCACGUCUACGCAGUGGAUACGCCCGCCCCUUCGACGCUGCCAAAGGUUACCCUGGGAGUGCUUCAGAAAUCCUCCACCCUCUCCCGCUCCCUUCAGAACCUCGCCAAGAAGAGCGAGGAGACCCCUAAAGCGAAUCUAGACACCCGGCGGUGGUCCCUGGACAAAACUGGCAGCAAGGAGGGAGGGAAGCUGGUGGCGCUGCUUGGAAACCAGGAUGAUUCCACCCAAGCCACACCCGGGCAUAAAGGCAAGCCGGUAGAGAGAGCCACCCAGAUUGUUUCCACUGCCAAUGUGCAACCAGCCGCUGUGAAGCGUGCAGAGGAGGUGAAGAACGAAGAACACAAGAAGCACAAACUGCACUUGUUUGGGGGGAAGAAUGAGUCGAAGGGCAGUGAUGCAGUCAAGAGUGGAGACAUGAGCCCCACUGGCCAGCACCCCGAGGAGAAGCACAGGGGCUGGUUUGGCUCCAAGGAGGCCCAAAACAAACCCAGCCCUCACCCGGUGAAGCCCCUCGGCUCCUCUGCCCCCCUGGAUGACAAGAGGCACGGUGGCAGCUCUGUUCCCAUCAGUGUGCUUGAGAAGCUGAAAUCCACUGUGCGGCCAGUACACAGCACGCUGCAGGGGCAGCAUCAUGCAGGGGGUAUUAAGGCCCUGACUUCUCAAGACCAUGCAGCCCGCUAUUAUCACCUGACCCACGAUGAGCUCAUCGCACUCCUGCUGGAGCGGGAGGCAGAGCUGGACAAGCAAGGGGCGGAGCUGCAGAAGUGGGAGGUUAAGGUGCACGAUCUGGAGGAGUACAUUGACAGGCUGCUGGUGCAUAUCAUAGAAGAGACACCCACCCUUCUGCAGGUGCCCCAGGGCAAAUAGACAGGGAACCCUACCCUACCACACAACCACAGGCUUCAAUAACCAACACAGACGCAGCAUCAUACACAAUCAGCCCUGCUGACGACAGAACUGCAUUGCAACACCUUGGUUCUAGGCAGUGCAUUGUGUGCAUGCUCCACAAAGAUCGUUCCAGUGCUGGGGGGCGGGGGUUGAGCCAGCUGGCCAAUGAAAGUGAAGAUCACCUUUCAGACAUGCAUGCCUACUUCCAAUGAGGGUCUACCCCCGUGCUGGGUUUGGAAUUAUAUAUUUAGAAAUCUAGGAAUGUUAUGUGUACCCUGCUUAUGCGCUUGAGCUGUAAUGUACCCACAGUGGAAAUGCCAAAGCACUAGACAUCUGAUGCUCGGAGCAGACUCAGAUGCCACCUCAGUUGUCAUCAGACUUCACUGCUUUUUUUAACUAUCAUUGUUCCAGAUAUUGCUUCUACUGAACUCAUUCUCCGCUUGGAUCUCCUCUGCUGCAUCACUUCAGUAUUAAUGGCUUCCAGUUUUGCUACAAAACUAGUCGUCUUGAACCUUUCACAGAUCUUUUGAAUGUGAUUGAAGCAAGACUGUCCUCUGCAGUGCAUUCUUGCAUGUACAGGGAGAGCCUUGAGGGUGGGCUGUUUUAAGGGGGUGAUGUCAGACAACACAUGCUGGGUUCCUAUUGGACGUACAGCUGUGCUUCAAACCUUUAGACUACUUAGGCCAAAAGAUUAUUCAGUAUAGCUGAGCUCCACAGGACAAAUCAGCAAGUUGCUCAAUUUCUUACAGAAAUAAGUGUGAUGUUACUUUCUUCGGGUGGUAAUGGUUUCCUUCAUAGUAAUUUUGAAACUGUUUGAACAGCUGAGAAGAAAGCAGAAAUAUUGGAAUUCCAGCUCAUUGUAUCCCUUGUCUUACCAGUUGUUGCUACUGUUGUAAGUUACAAGGGAUAUGUAAUACAUAUGAUCAUAACCAUCAUUUUAUUCCAAUUGUGGUGGACAAAAAGCAAUAUUGAAAACUUGCCAUGACCAUUCUAAUAUACAUGUAAUUACCAAUUAAAAAAAACAAAAAAAAGCUAAAGUUAUAAAGAUUUAACAGGACAGGGCUACUGGCUCUGUGACCUUGCUGAGCCAAAAUAAUUGUGCUGUACUUAAAUAUACUGUAACCAAUUGAAAAUGUCUGCAUACCUCUCUUGUGGACAUAGAUAAAAAAAAGUGCCACCAAAACAGUAUUGAUCACCCAGUGACUGGUUUCUAUACUGUGUUCCCAGAUGCUUCUCUGUCUUGCUGCAGUCACCUAUUUCUGUAUCUGUCACUUUGUGAUUUGUGUAGGUCUGUACCGUCUACCGUUAUACGUUUGUGCUAAGUUUGCAUUCAUUUAUACACGCCUGUCUUUUUUUUUCUGUUUUUCAUCCAGUUGGUUUUGAAUCUUACCUUCUCCCUUUUGUGCAUCUGGUUUUCCAUGUUAUAGUCCAUUGGCACUACAGAUUGGAGUGUGUGUUCUGAGUGGAGCCCCUGCCUUCGCUUCCUUAUGCCCUUUCUGGAAGGAAUGAUACAACUUGACGUUAAUGAUGUCUGCACGAUAUAUAUUUUAAUGAGCUGGUUCAGGCAAGAUAGAAAGAUGUCCGAGCUGGAUAAGUGCCAUGUACCGAAUGCCAAAUGCUGCCUUAUGCUUAUGUUUUUGCUAUUUUUGUAUUUGUUAUUUGUUCUAUCUGUUAUAAUUUUAAAGGUGCCCCCCACCCCAAAAAAAGUGUAACUAGAAAAAAAAAAUGUAUAUAUGAAUAUGUAUUGAGCACUAUAACUGUAGUGUUUCUCAGAGUGUGGCACGCGGGUUAAAAUCUUUCCAGAAAAUAUGUAUUCCCGCUGCCACCAAAAAGUUGAAGAAAACAGUGUUUCUCUGAGAUCCUCAAAAGCAGCGAUCUGUCGGUCACCUCGUUCCUUGUUUGAUGUGAACUCUUUGUGACUGGGUCCUAGUGUGGGGCUUCCUGUGAGAGGGGUGGGUCGCAGCCUUACCAUCUCGGGGUUCAUUCAUGGGCAGCCACCCCUGCACCUGUCCUUACAGAUGAUUCCUAAUCUGUAUAACAUGCUUCCAGGCUUUCAAAACAAGCAGCAGCAAACGCCCUGACCUGUUUGUUACCUUGCAAGGGACAGAGACCGGACCAUUCUAUUUAAUUGAGGGGGGAGGGGGGGGGGUUCUUCUGGGCAUCCAGGUAUUGAACAGCACCUUUCCCAUUUUAAUGAACACUGACGUGGAAAAUGUACACGGCACUGUGCGUCUAGUCAAGCUCACUGGAUCAGCUGCUUGCCCUGUUUCAGCUUGCAAUUUUGCUUAAACACCCACCAGUAACGGCUUUAAAAGGUGGUAUUUUGGAGGGCCGUUUAUAACUCGAGUCCAGUAUUGAAAUAAUACACAGCUUCUUCCCUGAUUUAUCUUUCACUUGCCAUGCAGGGGGAGCUUCUGCUGCUGUUGUAAAUGAUGCCAAUAAAUGUUGAUAGUGUGACACAAAAAAAAGUUUACAAUUGUAUUAAAGAUGCUUCUUUCUGUUAGUUUGUUUUCUAUAUACUGAGAAGUGUUGGUUCUGUGUUUGUUUUAUAUAUAUAUAUCUGCAAUUAACCUAUGUUUGUAUUAAGAAUUCUAUAAUAAAAAGCACUUUUCAAAUAAA
Polyodon spathula (Mississippi paddlefish) is the source of this 5036-nucleotide messenger RNA. Its product is annotated as rab11 family-interacting protein 5-like. Bases 501 to 2396 code for a protein of 631 amino acids. NCBI's taxonomy places the organism in Eukaryota, Metazoa, Chordata, Actinopteri, Acipenseriformes, Polyodontidae. Gene Ontology annotation, cellular component: recycling endosome; secretory granule; early endosome. The record is from RefSeq and is a predicted model, not a curated record. Gene Ontology annotation, biological process: regulated exocytosis. The transcript has 5 exons. Gene Ontology annotation, molecular function: small GTPase binding.